Molecule: messenger RNA, 1400 nt
Organism: Spea bombifrons (plains spadefoot toad)
Lineage: Eukaryota; Metazoa; Chordata; Amphibia; Anura; Pelobatidae
Gene: WDR45
Product: WD repeat domain 45
Exons: 10
Coding region: 116-1183 (355 amino acids)
Biological process (GO): protein localization to phagophore assembly site; protein lipidation; autophagy of mitochondrion
Cellular component (GO): phagophore assembly site membrane; cytosol; extrinsic component of membrane
Molecular function (GO): phosphatidylinositol-3-phosphate binding; protein binding; phosphatidylinositol-3,5-bisphosphate binding
Source: RefSeq, a predicted model, not a curated record
AUAACAGAGUUAGGUUGGAGUGAAGCGGUGACGGCUCGGCGGGGGGCGCUGCUUAGAAGUAGUCACCGUUAUCUUAUGUCUUUCUUGGCAGCUGGGCACUCGGCCGGUGGGAGCCAUGACACAACAACGGGGCGUGAACGGGCUGAGGUUCAACCAGGACCAGAGUUGCUUCUGCUGUGCUAUGGAGACGGGGGUGAGGAUCUUCAACAUUGAACCCCUUAUGGAAAAAGGACACCUCGAUGUGGAGCAGGUGGGCAGCGUCGGCCAGGCGGAGAUGCUGCACCGGUGUAAUCUGUUGGCACUGGUGGGUGGCGGAAGUAACCCCAAAUUCUCCGACAUCUCAGUGCUCGUUUGGGAUGAUUCCCGAGAAGGGAAGGAUAAACUUGUCCUGGAAUUUACGUUCACUAAACCCGUGCUAAGCGUUCGCCUGAGAUCCGACAAGAUCAUCAUUGUGCUGAGGAAUCGGAUUUACGUUUACUCGUUCCCCGAUAACCCAACCAAACUCUUUGAGUUUGACACACGAGACAACCCCAAAGGUUUGUGUGAUCUCUGCCCCAGUAUGGAGAAGCAGUUACUGGUUUUCCCGGGACAUAAGUGCGGCAGCCUGCAGCUUGUGGAUCUGUGUAACGCGAAGCCAGGCAGCUCAUCUGCUCCGUUCACAAUAAACGCCCAUCAGAGCGAGCUGGGAUGUCUGGCCGUCAACCAGCAGGGCACGCUGGCGGCAUCGGCUUCUCGCAAGGGGACACUAAUCCGACUUUUCGACACCCAGACACGCGAGCAAUUGGUGGAAUUACGGCGGGGAACAGACCCUGCUACUCUAUACUGUAUCAGUUUCAGCCACGAUAACUCCUUCCUGUGCAGUUCCAGCGACAAAGGCACCGUGCACAUCUUUGCACUUAAGGACACUAAAUUGAACCGCCGUUCAGCCUUGGCAAGAGUUGGGAAGGUCGGCCCCAUGAUCGGCCAGUAUGUGGACUCACAGUGGAGUUUAGCGAGUUUCACGGUGCCCGCAGAAUCCGCUUGUAUCUGCGCAUUUGGUAAAAACACCUCCAAAAAUGUCAACUCAGUCAUAGCGGUCUGUGUGGAUGGAACAUUUCACAAAUACGUCUUCACCCCAGAGGGGAAUUGUAACCGUGAAGCCUUUGAUGUAUACCUGGACAUUUGUGACGAUGACAUCUUUUGACAAGCUUCGAGAUAACCGUGAGCGGGCGCUGCCUGUUUCCGGAGGACAACCAUCCAACUGUGUGCCGGAGAGUGGAAUUGCUGCUUGGAAUAGUGAUAAAGCGGCUUCAAGUAUUCUGCAUUGUGCGUUUUACUGUAAAUAUAUGUAAUUUAAUAAUAGCGUGUAUAUAAUGUACUCGUCCUGAACAUCUUUGAUUAUUAAAGAAGUUCUAAUGUGA